This is a messenger RNA of Chaetura pelagica (chimney swift), 2360 nucleotides long. It is a transcript of the gene ZDHHC14, whose product is annotated as zinc finger, DHHC-type containing 14. Bases 1 to 1488 code for a protein of 495 amino acids. Gene Ontology annotation, molecular function: protein-cysteine S-palmitoyltransferase activity. The record is from RefSeq and is a predicted model, not a curated record. Gene Ontology annotation, cellular component: Golgi apparatus; endoplasmic reticulum. Gene Ontology annotation, biological process: peptidyl-L-cysteine S-palmitoylation; protein targeting to membrane. The transcript has 9 exons. NCBI's taxonomy places the organism in Eukaryota, Metazoa, Chordata, Aves, Apodiformes, Apodidae.
AUGACUCCUGGAGGUGGUAGUGGGCCCAUGAAAGACUGUGAAUACAGUCAGAUCAGCACACACAGCUCUUCGUCUCCCAUGGAGUCUCCCCAUAAGAAAAAGAAAUCGGCUCCCAAGAGAAAAUGGGAGGUUUUUCCUGGAAGAAACAAAUUCUUCUGCAAUGGGAGGAUCAUGAUGGCUCGACAGACUGGAGUCUUCUACUUGACUCUUGUUCUCAUCUUGGUCACCAGUGGACUCUUCUUUGCAUUUGAUUGUCCGUAUUUGUCAGAGAAGAUUACACCUGCUAUACCUGCAAUUGGUGGGAUUCUUUUCUUUUUCGUGAUGGGGACCCUGCUGCGUACCAGUUUCAGUGAUCCUGGUGUCCUCCCACGCGCUACACCAGAUGAAGCAGCAGAUCUAGAGAGACAAAUAGGUAACACUGAAGAUAUUGCAAAUGGCUCCAGUUCAGGAGGAUAUCGCCCCCCUCCCAGAACAAAAGAAGUGAUCAUCAAUGGACAGACAGUGAAAUUAAAAUACUGUUUUACUUGCAAGAUUUUCCGCCCACCUCGUGCCUCACAUUGCAGCCUUUGUGAUAACUGCGUAGAACGGUUUGAUCACCACUGUCCCUGGGUAGGCAACUGUGUGGGGAAAAGAAACUACAGAUUUUUUUAUAUGUUUAUUUUAUCUCUGUCCUUUCUGACAGUCUUUAUAUUUGCAUUCGUUAUCACCCACGUCAUCCUUCGUUCUCAACAAACAGGGUUCCUCAAUGCCCUGAAGGACAGUCCUGCAAGUGUGCUGGAAGCUGUGGUGUGUUUUUUCUCAGUAUGGUCUAUUGUUGGACUCUCAGGUUUUCACACGUAUUUGAUCAGCUCCAAUCAAACAACGAAUGAAGAUAUUAAAGGAUCAUGGUCAAAUAAAAGAGGUAAAGAAAAUUAUAAUCCAUACAGUUAUGGCAACAUCUUUACUAAUUGCUGUGCUGCACUCUGUGGGCCCCUCUCUCCAAGCUUAAUUGACAGAAGAGGAUUCAUACAACCAGAUACACCACAAUUAGCAGGACCAUCAAAUGGCAUUACUAUGUAUGGGGCUACACAAUCUCAGAGCAACAUGUGUGACCAAGAUCAGUGCAUUCAGAGCACUAAAUUCGUUUUGCAGGCUGCUGCCACCCCCCUACUACAGAGUGAGCCAAGCAUAAAUAGUGAAGAGCUACCUUUACCAGGAAAGACUACUAUCAGUGGGCCUUGUGCGUCUCUAACUCUAGGGCAACCAACACCACCAUCUUCUAUGCCAAAUCUCACAUCAGAUUCAGGUUUGACAGACAUGAUACCAUUAAAAGAGGAACACGAAGGUCAUCAGUUUCUCACUCCUGAAGAAGCUCCAUCACCCCCUGGAAUGCUGUCAAGUGGAAGUCCUAUUACACAUAGCCAUACAAUGCAAGUCCUGAGUCUAGCCAGCCAAGAUUCAUUGCAUGAAGACUCAGUACGUGGUCUCGUGAAGCUUAGCUCAGUUUGAACAGCUUUUCUUGAACUUUGCACCAUUUCUUGGUGUCUAUACAAAUCUCUACUCAACAGGAAUGACACUGCAGUACCACUGUAAGACCUCGUAACAUGCCUAUAAUGGAAGCUUUAUUAUGUAAUAGAGUCUACUAAAAAGACAAGUUAUUUUUCAAGGGAGCCAUGGCAUCUUUUUGACCAGGUUGUUAAUGGUUGUCCUUUGAUGGUGACUGCAUUUUCUUUUUAAGCAAGACCAGAAAUGGUCAAUAAUCUUGUUUCCUGAAGCUUGGGUACAGCAAAAUUGGAAGUCAGCCUGCAACAAACACCAUGUACAGUAUAAAAGAGAGAGAUUCUUGGAUGUAAGUGUCAUGCUCUGUGUUCUAUGCUCUUGUAAUACACACUUGUUAAGGCUUACCACAUUUGUGGCCAGAAUGAUUGCACUUACAUGUUAUGCUACUAAUAUUUGAGAUAGAAAAUUACCAUUCCAUUUGUUAAUACAAAAAAAAAAAAAAAAAAGACUGCAGAUAUGGAUUUGCAUGCCACGCUACAGUAUGUGUUACAGUGGUGUUGGUAUUAAAAGAAAGUGCUGCUUUUUUAUUUGUGACUUCAAAGUGCUGUUUCCUUUAAAGACAGUGCAACAAACAAAUUAAUGGACUGUAUUAUUUUUUCAAUUUAUUAAAAGUUUAUUUUAAAUUAAUCAUUGGUGCCUAGAAGAUGGAGAAUUACUGAUUUGAUCAUGUUGCAUAUCAUUUAACCUUCUGUUUAAGUGUUUAGAUUGAGGUAUUGUGUUGUGCCAUACCACAAGAUUCUUCCACUCCCUAAUGUGAUACAAUUACCUGUGGACCUCAAAUAAAAUUACAUCCUCUGUAUUCUUGGAUAUGUGUACAGUUA